AUGAGCGCCGUUCACUCUUCUGGAUGUGGACCUUCUUCACCCCGUGCCUCACCGCCGCUCUCGCCAUCUUCUUCUCGCGAACCAUCAUCAUCUCAGUUAACCAUAACCCCCGAUGAUCACAUUCUUCACGCCGUCGGAAAGCUCGGCGUCGGCUCUCCCAUUCAGCAGAGAAGCCCUUCUCAGACGCCCCCGGGAAGGUCCACACCGCAUCUCCCCGACCUCGUCAUACCUUAUACGCCUCCAUCCCCCGUGUCCCGAGCUGGUUUUAAUGACAGCCCUGGUCGCUCCGAAGGCAAUACGAGUUUCUCUGACUUUAUGAGCCAGCGCAACAUUUCCCCUGUUGAGGUCACCUCGUUUUUGGAGGAAGACCACGGACCGAUCAUGUCAUUUAACCAUCCAUCAUCGCAUUACGGAGACGCACGGGAUGCGGCAAAGUACCGUGUCUCGCAAAAGGCGAGGAAACACAUCAAGGACGAGCGAGUACUCGGACUUUGUAGAAGGUUUGUUGACGACUUUCCCUACUGUCCAGACUUGAUUCUUGACGCUUUCACGCACGUUUCCAUCUGUCUUGUAGACUCACUGUGA
Coniophora puteana RWD-64-598 SS2 is the source of this 585-nucleotide messenger RNA. RefSeq lists its product as uncharacterized. The coding region runs from base 1 to 585 and encodes 194 amino acids. The record is from RefSeq and is a predicted model, not a curated record. Lineage: Eukaryota; Fungi; Basidiomycota; Agaricomycetes; Boletales; Coniophoraceae. The transcript has 2 exons.